AUGUCGUCGAGUGCUGCCUCCAUCGCUUGGCGAGCUAGCCUUCGGGCCCGCGCGCCCGCCGCUUCGCACUGGUCCCAGCGGCCGUCUGCGCUGCUGUCGAAGCGCUAUCCCGGCGCUGUGCGAUAUGCCUCGGAGUCCGCACCGGUACAGAAUGCGACUGCCGAGACGGUGAAGGAGGCUUCAAAAGAGAUCCCCAAGAAAGCUGGUCGCGGUUCCCGGAAAGCUUUGUAUGGUACUUCUCUGGCGGUCGUCUUGUUGGUGGGCUACAUCUAUGGGACAGACACUCGGGCUAGCAUUCACCGUUACGCCGUUGUCCCUCUGAUCCGGCAGCUGCUCCCCGAUGCGGAGGAUGCCCAUCACGUUGGUGUUGACAUUCUGAAGCUCCUCUAUCAGUAUGGGCUUCACCCCCGCGAACGGGGCAACCCGGAUCGUGAUGGUGCUUUGACUACCCAGGUCUUCGGAUACACCCUCUCCAACCCCAUCGGUAUCUCUGCUGGACUUGACAAGCACGCCGAUAUUCCCGAUGCCCUGCUCGAUCUUGGCCCAGCCAUCGUCGAGGUCGGUGGAACUACUCCUUUGCCCCAGGAGGGUAACCCCAGGCCUCGCGUGUUCCGUCUUCCCUCGCAGCACGCCAUGAUCAACCGCUACGGCCUCAACUCCAAGGGUGCGGACCACAUGGCCGCUGUCCUGAAGCAGCGCGUGCGCGACUUUGCCUACGCUGCUGGCCUGGGCGACCACGACCUGGCUGAGCAGCGUGUACUGGAUGGCGAGGCCAACGUGCCACCUGGUAGUCUGGUUCCGGGCAAGCUGCUCGCUGUGCAGGUUGCCAAGAACAAGCUCACUCCCGAUGGCGACAUCAACGCGAUCGCUCGGGACUACGUCUACUGUGUUGACCGCGUCGCCCGUUAUGCCGAUAUCGUCGUCGUGAACGUCUCCAGCCCCAACACACCCGGUCUCCGUGACCUCCAGGCCGCGGCUCCGCUCACUACCAUUCUGACAGCCGUCGUCGGUGCCGCCAAGAACGUCGAGCGCAAGACGAAGCCCUACGUCAUGGUCAAGGUCAGCCCCGACGAGGACUCGGACGAGCAGCUCGCUGGCAUCUGCGAGGCAGUCUGGAACUCGGGCGUUGACGGUGUCAUUGUCGGUAACACGACCAACCGCCGUCCCGAGCCCCUGCCCAAGGGCUUCGUCCUCCCCGCUCACGAGGCACAGACUCUUAAGGAGACCGGUGGCUAUUCUGGUCCCCAGCUGUUUGGCCGCCUCGUGUCGCUCGUCGGUCGCUACCGUACCAUGCUAGACCAGGGUCCUCCCUCGCGGGCGGCCGAGCAGACUGGUUCCUCCGAAGGUGAGAAUGCGCCCGUUGAUGUGACGAGCCACCCGCGCAAGGUGCUCUUCGCUUCUGGCGGUAUCACGACCGGUCAGGAGGCGCGACAGGCGCUGGAUGCUGGUGCCUCGGUCGCAAUGAUGUAUACUGGUGUGGUUUACGGUGGUGUCGGAACUGUGACGCGAGUCAAGAAGGAGCUGCGCGAGGAGCUGCAAAAGAAAUGA
Messenger RNA from Penicillium cataractarum, 1548 nucleotides. Its product is annotated as dihydroorotate dehydrogenase 2. Gene Ontology annotation, biological process: pyrimidine ribonucleotide biosynthetic process; 'de novo' pyrimidine nucleobase biosynthetic process. Bases 1 to 1548 code for a protein of 515 amino acids. Gene Ontology annotation, cellular component: cytoplasm; mitochondrial inner membrane. Lineage: Eukaryota; Fungi; Ascomycota; Eurotiomycetes; Eurotiales; Aspergillaceae. Gene Ontology annotation, molecular function: dihydroorotate dehydrogenase activity. The record is from RefSeq and is a predicted model, not a curated record. The transcript has 2 exons.